Molecule: messenger RNA, 324 nt
Organism: Knipowitschia caucasica
Lineage: Eukaryota; Metazoa; Chordata; Actinopteri; Gobiiformes; Gobiidae
Source: the annotation of a GenBank genome assembly
AUGGUCCGGAGGAGAGAGGAGGGACAGCGGCCACCUGCCAGUGGGAGCGCUACACUUUAUCUGAGCCACGAGGAGACAGAGUCAGGGCCUCCAUCAGACCAAUCAAACGGCUCCAACAGCUGGGCUGCGUGCCCUGCCCAGCAUCUCUGCAUCCAUUCUCCUGAGGUGUCGUGUGUGGUGGUGGGGGGUGGUCCUGUUCGCGAUACACAGGACAGGAGAUGGAUGCAGAGAUGGCUGGGCAGGGCACGCAGCCAGCUGUUGGAGCCGUUUGAUUGCGUCUGUGGAGGCCUGGCUCUGUCUCCUCGUGGCUCAGAUAAAGUGUAG